AGCGGACACAGAACGCAGUCAGACGUUGCAGCGCGUGGUCGUGCCAAACGAAAAAACUAAACCAAAUUUCAAAACGAGCGAACGAACAAGGAGUACUACAAAACAAGCAACAACCAAUCAACAACAACAGCAACAAGAAUAACAACAUAACUAGAACAAAGUUACAACAGCAGCCAGGCGAGCGAGAAAAUUUUUUCGUGUUGCGACACCAGCGUUGACCAGAGAGAUCUACGUUUCCAUGUGAAGUGGCAAUCAACAGAGCAAAGGCAAUCGAACAAACGAGAGCGCUCAAAUUGAACGGCUUGAAAGCAGCAUGGAUAAGGAGCACGACGACGAUCGAAUAAUAUGAGAUUAGAUGGGGCUUUAGAGCCCCGUCACGGUGCUGCAACGCUGCAGGGCCGCUUUAUUGGCGUUGCCAAGUAUCGGCGCGAGACGCGUGUAAAAUGUGAGCAACAGCAGCAACAAUGCGCUGAUGAAGACGACGAAGCAGCAGCAGCAGCCGCAGCAGCAUCAACAGCAGCAGAAGCAGCAGCCGCAUCAUCAGCAGCAGCAGCAGCCACAAUAGCAGUUGAAGACGCCAACAAUAAUAGCAGCAACAAUAACAACAACAACAAUCAAAACAACAACUACGACAGCAACAACUAUAAUAAUAACAACAAGAGCAGCGAGAGCAACAAUUGCCGCUGGGAGGCGUCAGAGCAACAAGCUCAACACUUGUCGCCCAGCCAGGCGCCAAGCAUAAUAAUAGCAACACAAACAAACAACAAAGCAAACUUGCACUUAAGGAUUAAGGGCGUCGCAACGACCGCAACAGCAACAGCAACAACAACAACAACUGCCGCGUCCCUAAAAAUGCGUGAGGAGCAAUCGUUAAUGCUAAUGGACCGCCGGACUGAGGUCGAUGGUGUUGGUGGCAGCAACAACACCAACAACAUGGGGCGACUUCAAACAUACGUCCUGUGCCUGAUUUCCGUUGUCGCACUGCUGCCACGGCUGCCAGUGGCGCUGGCCGAUGACGGUGACAAUUUCUUUGCCGUUAAUAGCUUCAGCGUGGGACCGGAGACGACAACACCCGAGUUUGAUUAUGCCAGUCGCGGCCAGAAGAAGUUUGGUGACAAGUGCGAGAAUACAUUGGAGUGCGGUUUUCCCGGUUCAAUAUGUGAUCCCAAGAAGAAGUCGUGUCAGUGCACCGAGGAUCUGCAUGUCACCAAUCACAUUGAUAAAUGUGGCAAGGCGUCUGCUGUUAACGAAUCCUGUUUCUUCAACGAGCAAUGCGAAGCGGUUUACUUUCAGACGGAAUGCCGAGACGGACGUUGCAUUUGUCGGUUCGAGAUGUCGCCCAUCUGGGGCAAGGAUGGCUCCGUCGAGUGCAAAGGGCGCCAGGAUAAGCGAGGACCCGAGACAUACAUUGAUCCGGCCAUGAUUGGCGUGCUGGUAGGAAUGGCAUUGAUGUUUAUUAUUAUUUGUGUCGUCCUGCGAUUGUUUAGCCAGGCACGUUGGCGUGAGAAUCGUACCAUCUUUAAUACGCCCAAUCCACGCCUCAUGAACGUCUCGCUGUUGCGCGACAGCAAGCUCCUCCAUGGCCAGGAGCGUCGUGGCUCGAGGAUGUCUGUGCGGGCUCCAUCGAGGCAGCCAAGCAUGGCCUCAUUGCGGCCCCAUUCACCGAAUCCGUCGCUAGGUAAGACAGGUUCGCAGUCGGAGUCGCGUGGCAGUGCCAGCAAUGCCUCAGCCGCCUCGGUGCGUUCGAAUCGCAGCAACUCGGUGGCACCGGGUAAGGUGUCCAGCGGUCAUCAUGAGCGGCAUGGCUCCUCGCAUCGUCAGCACCAUUCGCAUGCCCAGCAGCAAUUGCAAUCGCCGCAGGAGGAGGCCCUGAUUACGAACAUAACAACAAACCCCGUGGCCGAAAGCGUAACCGUUGAAAUUAUCGAACCGGGACACAAGUGAGAAAGAGAGAUUGCUGAACGCAGAGACAGAGAGAGAGAGAGAGAUAGAGCGGCGAUGAAGUAAAUAACAAUUUAUACAAUAAUAACAACCGUAACAAGAACAAGAAUGAAAUGAAAAUGAUGAUGGAAAGAAAAGAAAACCAUAAAACUAAAGUAACAGAAAAACACUCAGAAAACGAGUCAACAAAUCGUCGAUAUCGUCGUUUAAUAUGCACGCGAUAAUAAGGCUCACUAUUCGGGCCAAUGCCAUUGUUAGACCCUUUUUUAAAGACAUUUUUUGCAAUUAAUGGACAAAUUGUUGGAUACCCAGUAUAAAGCGUAUUACAAAACUUUUUGCAGAACCACACGACAACAAUGCUAAUUAAUUACUUGCAUAACGAUAUAUUUAAAUAAAUAUAUAAAUAUAUAUAUAUAUAGAUAACACACAUAUAUAGCGAGCAAUGCAUAUAUUGAUCGGAUAUAUGCAACUACACCGUAAAAAAAAUGUUCGAAAAAAAACCUUGCAUAACAAAUUCAUACUACUCUUUUUUUCAAACCAAAAAAAAUCAACAAAAUAACAAAUUAAAAAGAAAAAACUAUUACAAAUAACAAAAAAAAAAAACAUAAAACAAAAACAAAGAUCAUUUAAAUAAAUAAAUUUACAAAUUUAUAUAAAUAUUGUACGCAAAAUAGAGAAAGCUUUAUGAAUUAACAGCAACAACAACACCCAAGUAAAACAAAUUUCGUAGAAAAGAAAUGAACAAUAAUUGAAAUAAAAAUUAACCAAUGUAGGCAUGAUUUCAAAAGUAGUGAAUUGAGUUUAGAUUUUGUUUUCAUUUGUUUUGUGUUUGAUAAUACUACUUAAGGAAAAGCGAUAAUCAUUGCCAAAAACAACAAAAAAAACAAAGAACAAAACAAUUAGGACACAUAGCAAAACAAGCAAAAAAAAGCUGAUUAUGUACAAUGUACAUACGCACAACGCCUUAUCUUAUCUAACUUACAAAAAACACACAAAAAUAACAGGAAGCAGCUCCUCCCAUUGAAUAUCUCUAUAGUGCGAGUUCCGGCCACGCCUAUAUAUUAACAACAACAAAUGCUGCUGUAGUCCCCAUAUGGAUAAUUAUUAUUCUUAUAGCCAAUGAACAACACAGAAAAUGCAAUUGCAAAUGCAAGAAAAUAUUAUGAACCUCGGGACCAUAUUUUAUAAUCAAAAUAUGCGUUUCAGAAAAAUGUAAACGAAGCACGCACGUUUAGUUCCCACAAAAACAUUUUUCAAAUAUACUCGUAUAAAAAAAUCUUAAAUACCAAAAAAAUAACAAUAACAAUACUUUUAACUAUUGGUUAAUGCUGGCUGAACUAAAUUUUAGGGAACACUGAGAACAAAAUGAAUAAAAGAAGAAAAAGAAAAAAAAAGCUAGCACAAUGCACCCACAAGUGCCGUAGUUCGGGUAGUUAGUUAAAAUCUAACUACCUCUCUAAAUAUACGAGUAGCUUCUAAUAAUCUAAAUUGACUUCCAAAACCACAUAUGAAUCUUGAGUUCUUAUUGUGCUACGUUUUUCGUUACAAAUAAUUACACAUUUCAUUUCCCAAAUCCCAAUCCAACCUUAGUCAAUAAUGUUCUCCUUCAGCACUGGGCGGACCAAUAAUAGGGGAAGAUUCUUCGUGCGUCGAGUGCUGAGACAACAUGCAUUGGUAUAAGUGUAAGAGGGGAUUCCGUUAGGUUUUCAGUUGAAAUUCAUAGUACUUAAAGUCUAUCGAGUAUAAUAAGGAAUUUUUUGAUUUUACAGCAAAGCCCCACAAACAACCAAAACAAAAAAAAAAACUCUCAUUUGCUUUUGUGCUCAAUCAAAGAAGCUUAACUGUGAGAAUAACAAAGUGAAUACAAAACGUGUUUAUAAAAACCUUAAAUACUAAAUACAAAACACAAAAAAAAAACCUAAACAUGGCCUACAAAA
Molecule: messenger RNA, 3878 nt
Organism: Drosophila nasuta
Lineage: Eukaryota; Metazoa; Arthropoda; Insecta; Diptera; Drosophilidae
Gene: jus
Product: EB domain-containing julius seizure protein
Exons: 7
Coding region: 346-1944 (532 amino acids)
Source: RefSeq, a predicted model, not a curated record